AUGGUCUAUUCCCAAUGGAUUGCUGGAAUUGGUAGUAUUGCAUCUUUCAUUAGUCUUAUAUUAUAUGGUUAUCUGUUAAUUUAUGUACCAUUUUUCAAAUCAACAAUACGUGAUGAAGUACAAUACGACUGUUCAACUGGUGUAAAAGUAGAAAUAUCUGACCCAAAGACAUUAUUGGCAAAUAAUAUUAUGAUUUUAUUAAAUGAAUCUAUGCAGUGUACCCAAAAACAUAUAAGAGUUGAUCGUAAUCAAGAAAAAGCAUUGAAUUUCGCUCGAGUUUUGGCACAAAUCGCUCCUCCCUUGGUCAGUAUGUCAAUGUUCCUUUUUGCAAGAUUAAACCAAACCUAUUUCGUUAGAAUAUAUUCAAUUCGACUCUUUCGAGUUGAUAAUACUAUUACGAGUUUGCUGGCUAUUACCGGAAUAUUAAUGGCUAUAUUUAAUCAAAACGUCUGGGUUUUGUCUUCAUGUGACAUUAUUAAUCUAGUUAUUGUGUUCACUUAUUUUUAUAUGGGUGAUCGAGCAACUUAGGAGACUUCACAUUAGAUUUUUAAUAGUCCUCUAGCAUUUUUGAGAAGAAGAAAAAGAAGAUUUCUUUGUAUACAGAAAGAACUCUUCUUCUUCUGAAGCUAAAGAAGCAUUCUUAAGAAGAAGAAGAUUUCUUUCUGUGUAUACAGAAAGAACUCUUCUUCUUCUGAAGCUAAAGAAGCAUUCUUAAGAAGAAGAAGAUUUCUUUCUGUGUAUACAGAAAGAACUCUUCUUCUUCUGAAGCUAAAGAAGCAUUC
Molecule: messenger RNA, 782 nt
Organism: Didymodactylos carnosus
Lineage: Eukaryota; Metazoa; Rotifera; Eurotatoria; Philodinida; Philodinidae
Source: the annotation of a GenBank genome assembly